AAUCCACACAAGCAUAAAACAAUUCAACAUCGUAAUACGUUUAAAUGCUCCGUGUAGAAUCUCUUUAAGCCACUUUUGAAAUCCCGACAGGCAACUUUUUUCGCUCUCCCUAUCUGGGGAGUUCGAUAAAUAACCUAAAAACCCGCGGAGAGAGAAGGUGUCCUCCUACUAGGAUUCGUUUGUUGGGUUGCAUAACGCCCAUUCGUGUCCGCCCAACUAGGCUCUGUGGCUCCGCCUUUAUGUGUCCGGCCAGUACUCAGAUGUUUGUCGUAAGUUGCCGCGUUAAGAUCGAUCGAUGUUUUAGUUUUGCUUGUUUAAGAUCGCGCUUGAAUUAGUUUUCCGGUGCAAAAAGAAAAUGACAUUAUGGCAGCUCUAGCUACCAACGUUAGUAUGAUACCGCAUCAUCUUACUUUUAGACCGCGCUUGAUCACACCUACAGACUCUAUGGAUUCGAGUAGUGAUCAUUUCGACGCGCAAAUCGAUCAGAACAGUUGUUCCAGUGACGAUACGGUGCUCUCGGUAGGCAACGAAACCGAAAAUCAGCCCCCGAACGUGCCAGAAAUCGCCGAGUCCACUUUGAGUUUCAAAAACAUCGAGAACCACUUGAACGCCCUAUCACAAAUCACAAACAACGAUUUGGUUCGAGCCUCAUCUAGUCCAGCCUCGUCCACGAACCGUCACAGACUCAGUCCGUCGAAUAGUAGCAGCGAUUGUCCGUCGCCGCCGAAUAGUUUUUUGUUUAAAAGUGAACACUUGGGUAGUUUUGGGUUUCGCAGUGAACAGUUGAAUUUUCGGACAGGAGAAACUAGUUCUAGUUUGUGUUCACCUCGGUCGGCUAAGAGCGAUGGCCGAGACAGUCCCCAUAGUCCUGGAUCAAGAUACCAAACGAGUCCAUUCUACUCGACCACCAGUCAUUCGUCGCAAAAAACCGCCCUGCAACCUCCCAGUCCUCAAAACACCGACCCGAACACCUCGAACGAAUCCGCCGCCUCGAUAAACCAGGCCAGCCUCAAAUUCUCCAUCGACAACAUCCUCAAGGCGGAUUUCGGUCGGAGCAGGAUCCUCGAUCCGAUAGCGAUCAGAAAAAGUAAACCGCCUCCGUGCCGACGUACCUCCUCCGCCUCAGAAAAACUAAGCGGUUUGCACGUGAGCGAUCAGAAUAAGCUCGGAGCCAGCUUUCCCGGCGAAUAUCGGUUGCAGGAGAAACCGCAGAAGGAGGCGAAAGCGGAUAAAGGGCCGGUUGAUUUGAGUCCUAAAGGAGGCGAUACUGGGAGCGAGAGUAAGAGCGAGGACGGUAAAGACGGACCGCCGAUUUUAUGGCCAGCUUGGGUGUAUUGUACUAGAUAUUCGGAUCGACCUAGUUCAGGUCCAAGAACGCGCCGAAUAAAAAAGCCAGGUACGAAACCGACAAUUCCAGAAGAGAAGCGUCCGCGAACGGCGUUUUCCGGUGCCCAAUUGGCCCGGCUCAAAAACGAAUUUUCCGAAAACCGCUACUUGACCGAAAGAAGACGUCAAGCUUUGAGCGCCGAGCUGGGCCUCAACGAAGCCCAGAUCAAAAUUUGGUUUCAAAAUAAACGUGCAAAAAUCAAGAAAGCUUCCGGCCAAAAAAAUCCUCUAGCUUUACAGCUGAUGGCCCAGGGCUUGUACAAUCACAGCACCAUACCGCUGUCCAAGGAGGAAGAGGAACUAGAAAUGCAAUCGCAAGGCAAAAUUUCGUAGCUUCCUUUUUUGUGAUACGUACGAGAAAAAUAUUCAGUUCGUUGACGAAAAUAAACCGGGAGACUAGUUUUUACGAUUCCUCCGCAUUGUUUCUUAAUUCUUCAUUUCUCAGAGAAUCAAGAGUCGCGAAGGGAAGAAAAAAACCGAAUGUCCAGCUUCAUUUAAACACAAUCGCUUGGUGUGUGGCGAGAUCGACUUAAUUUUUUAAUUUCUCUUUUAAGUUUCGAAUCCGGUGAGUUUAUUUCGACGUAAUUAUGUUGACCGGUUCGAUGAAAUCUCUGCAGCACUUAUGCAGUUUAACUCAUUUAUGAAAAUUCCAAUUUUAUACUUACUUGUAUUAGAUUUCACUUUGAAAAAUCGGCAUUUCAAAAAACUGCUUUACAUUUGUAUGUGUAGAAAUUAUUGAAAAAUCUUAAAAGGUAUCUGAUGGAACUUUCCAUUUUUUUGGAUUUUUAUAAUUUAUCUAUGAUAUAAUUUAUUGAUUAUCAAUACCAACAAUGAUUCUUUAUCUGGAUCUAGUUACAGUUUGAUUUUCUAUUGGAGUCAAGAGCAUUUACUGCAUAGUGCUGAUUUGCUAAACUAUAGAACUGAAUAUUUGUAAAUACCUAUCUAUUAAAUUACAAUUAGAAUAUGUAUCGUGCAUGUAAAUCUACAAAAAAAAUGUGUGUAAAAUUAUGUAAAUUGAGAAAUAUUAUGACUAUAUUGUUAUUUGUAAUUAGAGAUUUUUAUUAUCUGUCUGUGAAACGAUUAUUAUUAUAAUUAUUAGGCUAAAUGUAAGUUUAUAGCGUUUGAAAUUUUUCUAAAAAAUAGUUUCGACUUUUAAAUUUACCGAUUAGAAAAUUAUAGAUGUCUCUUUAAAUUAUUAUUAUCAUUGUACAAUGUUUUCGCCCUUCUUGUAAAAAUGGAAAGUACCUAUUU
Messenger RNA from Ceutorhynchus assimilis (cabbage seed weevil), 2637 nucleotides. The record is from the annotation of a GenBank genome assembly. NCBI's taxonomy places the organism in Eukaryota, Metazoa, Arthropoda, Insecta, Coleoptera, Curculionidae.